Molecule: messenger RNA, 977 nt
Organism: Cloeon dipterum
Lineage: Eukaryota; Metazoa; Arthropoda; Insecta; Ephemeroptera; Baetidae
Product: insulin-like growth factor-binding protein-related protein 1
Exons: 4
Coding region: 1-810 (269 amino acids)
Biological process (GO): regulation of cell growth; regulation of signal transduction
Cellular component (GO): extracellular region
Molecular function (GO): insulin-like growth factor binding
Source: RefSeq, a predicted model, not a curated record
AUGGAGCGAGCGAGCGUUCUGUUACUGCUGCUGGCGGCGUCGGCCGCGCGGGCCCAGCGGGCGCCGCUGCGUGGCGGCGCCGACUUUGACGACGGUUUCGACGCCGAGGGAUGUCCGCCGUGCGACCGGACGGCGUGUCCGUCGGCCACGUGUCCGGCGGGACGGGUGCUGGCGGGGCCGUGCUUCUGCUGCCACGUGUGCGCCCUGGAGGAGGGCCAGACGUGCUUCAACAGGUCCAUCAGGGGCCUGCCGCCCCCGCUCUCAGGACGACCCUUCCUGCCCUGCGGCGAGAACCUCGAGUGCCUCCUCAGGAAGGACCUCGCACCCAGGGACGUCCCUGAGGCGUUGUGUACGUGCAAGCAGUCGGAAUCAGUUUGCGGCAGCGACGACCAGACCUACGAGAACAUGUGCCAGCUGCGCGAGGCCGCCGUGCGGGACAACCACCGCUCCGGCCCUCUCACCAUGAAGAACUGGGGCCCCUGCAUGUCAGUUCCCGACAUCACGGGUCCUCCAGACGACACGUCUGGACCGCUGCACAGCGAAGUGGCGCUCGGCUGCGAGGCCAAGGGAAAUCCCAUUCCGGACAUCCACUGGGAGUUCCGCGGGGACAACGGCGACAGGAGGAACUUGCCCAGUGACGACCAGUCAGUGUCUGUGCAAGUCCGCGGCGGUCCUGACGCGUACAUGGUGACGUCGUGGGUGCAGAUAAUGAACCUUCAGGUCAACUACACCGGCACCUACACCUGCGUGGCGACCAACGAGCUGGGCGCUUCCAGGGCGGAAGCGCACAUCGGCGUCUACUUGCACUGAAUUAAAUAAAUGUAUUAACUAACCGCUUUUAAAGAAAUAACAGAUGUGCGUGCGUGUGUAAGAUUUUUGUAUUUUUCCACUUAAGAAUUACAAUAUAUAAUAACAAUGGCUUAGAUUUAUGUGCUGCAAACAUAGACAAUAAAAGUAGAAAAGAAAGUUUAAAAUAA